Messenger RNA from Triticum turgidum subsp. durum (durum wheat), 618 nucleotides. NCBI's taxonomy places the organism in Eukaryota, Viridiplantae, Streptophyta, Magnoliopsida, Poales, Poaceae. The record is from the annotation of a GenBank genome assembly.
AUGACCGUGUCGCUCCUGACCGGCACCGGGAAGUUCAACAUCAGCGACUUCGUGCCGGCGCUGUCGUGGCUAGACCUGCAGGGAGUGCAGGCCAAGCUGCGCCGAGUGCACCGCCAGUUCGACGGGCUCAACACGAAGCUGCUGGUGCCUGGUGGAGCACGCGGCAACGGACGAAGAGCGCGCCUGGGAGGAGGGCCGGUUGGACUUCGUGGACAUGCUUCGGUUGGUGGCUUGGAGCAGGCCGGGGCGAGGCGGAAAACGCGAGUGCCGAGCAGAGGACGAAGCAAGGAUGAGCGGCGCGGGAUCGGCCGGACCUCUGGGGGGCGUGUCGCAGGUGGCGGAGGCUGUGGGCGGGGCCGUCCGAAUCGGAUUGGAGGCGAGGCUGCUGGCCGGAUCCGGAGCGGGCCGGCGACUGGGGCAGGACGGCCAGAUCAGACCCAUGGCAGAGGAGCUUCCAUGGCGCCUAUGGGUUCCUCACUGAUAAGGGGUGAUGCCCUGGCUCUGGCCAGCCACCACGGCCGCGCGCACUCCAGGAGAGUGGAGUGCAUCGUCGGCACAACACAUGUAGAAGAGGAGGAGCAACACUGGGUGAUAGUGGCUGGAGAAGAGGAGGAGUAG